GAUACAAGAGAGACGAGAGAUAGAAGGAGAAAUAUUGUGAGAGGCUAAAAAUCAAGAGAAGGGCAGAUGACUUGGUGGAAUUGAGGGAUACAACAACAAUUCGGAUGCAGGGACACGCUGGGAUUGAGAGGACAAUGCAGAGGAAUAUUUUUGUUCUCCUCCUGACACCCUAAGGAGCGAGCAUCCUGUGCUAAGUGGAGAGAGGGGAAGGAAACAGGAGAUAAUCACACUCCACUUGGCUUUGGCCUCUGAGUCUGUGCCUAGCCUAAAUGUUUGUUUCCCACUGCGAUAAAAAAAAAUUGCCUCAACUUUCUGCUCUUGUCAUUUUUUUCCUAAACGACGUACCAGUGCGGUAGGAUCUCAGUUUCCCGUCUCCAUCUCUGCUGGUGCAGGAGUGAUGCUGGGAUGCUCUGAUGGCUAAUUGAGCCGAGCCCAAUCGCUGUUGCCGCCGUUACUCCUUAGGCCUGCGGGACUGCUGGAAAAACCUAGCCCUCGCUUUUCAGGGGUGCCUGGCUGCAUGACUGAGACGACGGGCCGGCGAGCUCCCCUACCGUUUAAGGGUGAAAGAGAUACUGACGAGGAUGAGGAGCGCUGUUAGCAUGCUUACCCAUGGGAAAGAGCACAUACGACAGCUGUCUUCAUCUUUCCAGGCACAUUUCUGAAGCUUCGAUUUCUUCUACAACAUUGGUGAUGCUCAUAAGGCCUUCCUCUUGUUUCUAACAGGAGACUGGAUUCCACAUUUGGAGGCAAGAAAGUCAGAGGCCUUCGCCUCCCUGCUACUUGAUGCAAACAAAGCCUCCUCCCUACUUGCGACUCUGAGUGAACUAGAUCUUUGCAUUUCUUUUUCUUGACCUUCUAAGGAUUUGCCAAACCUGUUUCAUGCAUGUCCACUGGAGGCAGGUUUGACUUUGAUGAUGGGGGGUCGUACUGUGGGGGCUGGGAACAGGGAAAAGCCCACGGCAGAGGGGUCUGCACAGGACCCCAGGGUCAGGGCGAGUACGCGGGGGCAUGGAGUCACGGCUUUGAGGUCCUCGGUGUAUACACGUGGCCCAGUGGUAACAGCUAUCAGGGCACCUGGGCGCAGGGCAAGCGGCACGGCAUUGGAGUGGAGAGCAAGGGCCGCUGGGAUUAUCGAGGAGAAUGGACGCAAGGGUUCAAAGGUCGCUAUGGACAGCUGGAGAGCACAGCCAGCGGUGCCCGCUAUGAGGGAACGUGGAGCAACGGCCUCCAGGAUGGAUAUGGAACUGAAACCUAUUCUGAUGGAGGAACCUACCAGGGCCAGUGGCUGGGUGGAAUGCGUCAUGGCUACGGUGUGCGGCAGAGCGUGCCAUACGGCAUGGCGGCCGUCAUCCUAUUCCCUCUGCGAACAUCCAUAAACUCCCUCCGUUCUGAGCACAGUCACGGCCCACCGGCUGUGCUUGAGGAUGGCGUAGCCAAUACACCCACGGACGGGGUAGUGGCUGGGCUGGCUGGCAGUCCUGUGGGUCGAGGAGGGUUUGCUCUAACUGCUCCAAGUGAAGCUGAGCGCCAGAGAAAAAGGAAAGGUCGCUUCCGACAAUCCAUCCUGAAUGGUCUGAAGCUACGGCGCUCGGAAUCCAAAAGCUCACUUGCCAGUCAGCUGAGCAAGCAAAGUUCCUUCUGCAGCGAAGCGGGCAUGAGCACGGUCAGCUCGGCUGCGUCCGACAUCCACUCUAAUGCUAGUGAGAAUGAACACGGUACUCCUGUGGAUGCAACUGUGACAGAAAUGUAUGCAGGUGAGUGGCGGAGCGAUCACAGGGCUGGCUGGGGCAUGAGUCGACGCUCGGACGGCCUUCACUACGCGGGUGAAUGGGCAGGGAACAAAAGACAUGGGUAUGGAUGCACUACCUUUCCUGAUGGCACCAAGGAGGAAGGGAAGUACAAGCAGAACGUGUUGGUGAGCGGCAAGCGGAAGAACCUGAUUCCACUGAGAGCCAGUAAAAUCAGAGAGAAGGUGGAUCGAGCUGUGGAAGCUGCAGAAAAGGCUGCGGAAAUUGCCAAGCAGAAAGCAGAGAUUGCCAUGUCAAGAAUGAGCCACGCACGUGGAAAGGCAGAGGCGGCUGAGGGAGUUGCACAGAAGGCCAUGGAAGAAUGUCGACUCUCCCGGAUAGCAGCCAAAGAGCUCUCACCCUCCUUUCACAUCUAUGGCAAUGGGCUGGAAUGUCAGAAGCUCCAGCACCAGGACGCCAAGGACAAAGACCAUGAGGUCAUCUCCACCGGAACAGACAGUCCAGAGCUAUGUACUCCGGACACGACACCGCCUGUAAUAACGCCUCAUCUCAGUCCUGUGCUGAGUGUCCCCAUCUGUCCAACUCGCAGCCCACCCAAUCAUAUGCAUCGCCCCAGAAAUGCUUGCUUCAUGAGACAGAGUGCCGUGGACGAUCAAGGCGGGUCAGAGAUCCAGGUGCUAGUGGAGUCACGGGAUAUGGACCUGCUGAAAGGGGGUUCUAACAAUUGGGUGGAUGGUGUGUACCCGGAUCGAGGAUGUAGCAGCCGUUCAACAACGCCCUCUUUACUAGAAGAACAGGAGGGACAAAUUAAUGGCCACGAUCCCGUCCUUUUGUCCAACCACAAGCUACGGGAUAAAUCAAUGUCCAAUCACAAAGUCCGGGAGCACACGUCUUCCCACAGAGCAUGGGAGAACUCUGUGUCCAGCCAAAAAUCCUCCAAGCAUGCCUCUUCCAAUCACAAGUCGAGGGAGUACACAUCAUCCAAUCAUAAAACAUGGGAUCCUUCUUCUACCAACCACAAGGCUUGUGAGCAUACCACUUCCAACUAUAGGCAGGUACACAUUUUGUCCAGUCAAAAGGCUUUGGAACAUAACAUGUCUAAUCACAAGACUUCUGAGCAUGCUUCCUCCAAUCACAACUCCCAAGAUCAUAUUUCUUCCAAUCACAGCCCCAAUGACCAUGUGGCCUCCAGUUACUUCCGAAAGCAUGUCUUCUCCAACCACCUAAAGCAGCACAAUCCCUCCAACCACAAGCAUAACGAGCAUGCUGUAAUUGACCAAAGGCAAGACGGCCACACCGAGGGCUGGACUGCAGUUACCACCCUUAGGUGGAGCCCUGCCCACUCACGCCUCACAGAGCAAGAUGAGGAGAAGAUGAAUGAAUACACAGUCGACAUGAGGCUUCAGUGUCCGGAAUCGCAGAUACUGCAGGGGUUGGCUGAGGAUUCGCCUGCAGCCCUAAAAAACAAUAGGCUGCGAUCCCGAGCCCUGAGGCCAGUUAGAGAGGGAUCUGUGGACUCGGUCCAAAUGCUUGACAAUUUGAGUGUGGGGGCAGAGUUGGAGGACUGGCCGUUGCAUAGGGACCUCACCCUCUCCCCACCGCUUCAGUCUCAGCCCAUCACACUGGAGCAGGAAGGAGAGCUUUUCCCACUCAAAUCAAACUCAGGCUCCAGCUCCAUUCUGGUGGUUAUGGUCAUCUUACUCAAUAUUGGAGUAGCCAUUCUUUUCAUUCAUUUCUUUAUUUAGGAUGAAACAGGUAUGAGUAAUGCAUUAUAUUAUAUUCUUACUUGUUGCAAUGGACAUUCAGCUUCUUCCACUGGAGCCCGCAGCCUUGAUGACAGAUGCAGAGCCUCGGUGAAGAGGCCCAUUUCAGUUUCUGCAUGGUCACCAUUUCUUUUCCUCCUUUUAUCUUAUUUCAUAUUGGUUUUGAGUUUGCAACCAUCAAAAAGAGGAUUGACAAUGUUUCACAAUAAAGUUGAAAAUUGCAGCUUUAUGAUUGCGGCAUUUUUGGACACAUAUGCAUGGGUGUCCAUUGCAUACUGUCAAAUGGACAGUCACAGGCAGAUUUGGUUCAUUUUCCACCAAUCCAGAGGAAAAAAUGAAUGUGGUUAUCAUCUAACAUGCAAGUACGCAAAACACACUACAAAUUUGCACUGCACAUUAAAACAAAAGAUUUGUCCUUCAACACUUUAUCAUCUUGGUCCCCAUUACCAAUUUCAUACCCCUAUUCACACUAUGCGCUACAUACAGAAAUAUGCUGCAAGAGUAGAUCCAUUCAAAGGGCUCAGCCAUUAUUUCUUUAUUUACUCUAUUUUAAACCCACUUGAAGCUUUUGCAUGAGGUUGUGUGGGAUGUUAAAUUGCAUCGUCAAUCCCUUUAACAUCACUAUUUCGUCUUCAUUUAUUUGGAUUACAUCCUAGUCAUCACUUCUUGUUGCUUCUUGUUUAGAGCCGCCACACUCCAUACACUGCUGGCCAAAAGUAUUGGCACCCCUGAAAUUCUGUCCGAUAAUGCUAAAUUUCUCCCAGAAAAUGAUUGUAAUCACAAAUGCUUUAGUAGUAACAUCUUCAUUUAUUUUGCUUGCAAUGAAUAACCACAAAAGAGAACGAAACAAAAUAUUAAAUCAUUAUCAUUUCACACAAAACUCCAAAAAUUGGCCGGAAAAAAGUACAGUGGUACCUUGGCAUACGAUCGACAUCCGACAUCAAAUUUGACUCGCCAUUGGUUUCUACAUCCGACGACAUGCUCGAAAUACGAUGAGAUGACAGCACCGCAGACAUACGCACGGCAGUUUUUCUUGUGUGAGAAAUCAACGCAGGUUUCAAAAAUGUUGGUACAGGUGGUGAAACAAGGAAAAAGGUGACGCUUACCUUCUAGAUGAAGAUGCAAAUUAUAGAAAAAUAUGAGUGUGGGGUGCGCAUCCUUGAACUGGCUCAACAAUACAUCUCCACGGUUCUCUUCCGACCACCGUUCGCCAGUCAUUAUAAGUUAAGCUAACAAUUAUUAUUGUGGUAACAUCGCCAAAGAAAUCACCAGCUUCGUCACGUUUUUAUCAUUUAUUUCACAACUUAUUCAACACAAAACGCCUCCUGAACGCCACAGUUGACAACGUUCUCAAGAAAACAUUGAAAGUGAAAGUGAAACUCUCAAGCUCACCGUUCUCGGGCACAGUGCGUUCAGGUACAGCAAAAAACAUCCGCCACAUUAGAACCUGAUUCGAUACAUUAUUACAGGAAUAGUAAUUAUUAUUAUUAUUAUUAUAUUAUUCCGAUUUUUACGUAUAAUUUAUUUGUUUUGCUAUGUGCAAUUGCCAUUUGUAAUAGUACCAGCAGUAUUUAUUAAGGAUUUAGUGUAGGUUUUUGGGCUGUGGAACGAAUUAAUGGAAUUAUAAUGUAUUUCUAUGGGAAAAUCCUGCUCGACAUACGACCAUUUUGACUUACAAACAAGGUCCUGGAACGAAUUAACUUCGUUGGUAGCACAACUUUUAGACAAAAUAACUGUGAACAACCACUUCCGGUAUCCAUUAAUUAGUUUCUUACAAUGCUCUGCUGGAAUUUUAGACCAUUCUUCUUUGGCAGACUGCUCCAGGUCUCUGAGAUUUGAAGGGUGCCUUUUCCAAACUGCCAUUUUCAGGUCUCUCCACAUGUGCUCUAUGGUAUUCAGGUCUGGACUUAUUGCUGGCCACUUUAGAAGUCUCCAGUGUUUUCUCUCAACCCAUUUUCUUGUGCUUUUUGAAGUGUGUUUUUGGUCAUUGUCCUGCUGGAAGACCCAUGACCUCUGAUGGAGACCUAGCUUUCUCACACUAGGCCCUACAUUAUGCUGCAAAAUUUGUUGGUAGUCUUAAGAUUUCAUAAUGCCAUGCACCGGUCAAGCAGUCGAGUGCCAGAGGAAGCAAAUCAACCCAAAAACAUCAGGGGACCUCCAACAUGUUUGACUGUGGGGACAGUGUUCUUUUCUUUGAAGGCAUCGUUUUUUCCCCCCUGUAAACUGUAUGUUGAUGCCUUUUCCCAAAAGCUCUACUUUUGUCUCAUCUGACCAGAGAACAUUCUUCCAAAAUGGUUUUGGUUUUUUCAGGUAAGUUUUGGCAAACUCCAACCUGGCUUUAUUAUGUCUCUGGGUCAGAAGUGGGGUCUUCCUGGGUAUCCUACCAUAGAGUCUCUUUUCAUUCAGACACCGACGGAUAGUACUGGUUGACACUGUCGUACCUUCGGACUGCAGGACAGCUUGAACUUGUUUGGAUGUUAGUCGAGGUUAUUUAUCCACCAUCCGUACAAUUUUUUGUUGAAAUCUCUCGUCAAUUUUUCCUUUCCGUCCACAUUUAGGGAGGUUAGCCACAGUGCUAUGGGCUUUACACUUAUUGAUGGCACUGCGGACGGUAGACACGGGAACAUUCAGGUCUUUGGAGAUGGACUUGGAGCCUUGAGAUUGCCCAUGCUUUCCUCACAAUUUUGCUUCUCAAGUCCUCAGACAGUUCUUUGGUCUUCUUUCUUUUCUCCAUGCUCAAUUUGGUACACACAAGGACACAGGACAUAGGUUGAAUCAUCUUUAAUCCAUGUUAACUGGCUACACGUGUUAUUUCGUUAUUGCCAACACCUGUUAUGUGCCACAGGUAAGUAACAGGUGCUGUUAAUUACACAAAUUAGCGAAGCAUCACAUGAUUUUUCAAAGGGUGCCAAUACCUUUGUCCGACCCAUUUUUGGAGUUUUGUGUAAAAUUAUAAUGAUUUUUUUCCCCAUUCUCUUUUGUGUUUUUUCAUUGCAAACAAAAUAAAUUAAGAUACUACUACCAAAGCAUUUGUAAUUGCAAUCAUUUUCUGGGAGAAAUUGAGCAUUAUCUGACAGAAUUGCAGGGGUGCCAAUACUUUUGGUCAGCAGUGUACAACCAAAUCAUUGCAUCAUGUAUGAUUAGUGAACUUUUUUUUGGAUGUCUCAUCAACAUGUUUCAAGACAAACAUUUAUACUCAAGAAAUUUAUAUUUUUUUAUGUCAUCACUCCUUCUCGUGCAUCAGAUACACAUUCGCGCGCCAACCAAACAUAUGACACAUUUAACUGCUAACAUAUUGAGAGGAAUUCUGCCUUGUCCCUUUGUACAGCCUCCAGACUGUUAUGUUAUGACCACUAAUUAUACUAAAUAUGUGUACGUGUCAUUAUUAUUCGAGUUUGACACAUUUUGCAAGCCAGAGAGAAUGCAGAGUGCCUCAUAUUAAUUCAGUUUCCUUCUCAAAUUAAUUUUCAUGUAAACUGCAAUGAAAUACACAGUGAUGCCAGGCUAAGAAGAAAGAGGUAACACGACUUACACUCCCCACUUAACCAGGAAUGGCAUGCACUGUUUUGACUCUGUCUCUUAGUCGCCCUUUGGACCACACAAAAUGGGGAAGGUGGGGUUUCUACAGUGUCGUUUCCUGACACUUUUUGGACCGGAUAAGAUUUUUCCGCAUGUUUGUUCAGCCUGCUCAAUCUGGUGUCACUUUGUAAAGUCUUUCCUUCUCGUCUCUUUUAUUAAGUAACACAAGGCUAGAUGAGACAUGGAGAGCAGUGUGAAAUAAAUGCUAGCUUUUAACUCUCAGUGGAUAUUGAAAUGUCCUGAAUUUAUGAAUGAUAUAAAAAUAAACUCUCUACUAUUAUAUGUUUUAUACUUCGCACCCAGUGGCAUCAUCAUGUUGUGAGAUCAUUGCAUGCCGGAGCAUGCUAUUUCUUACGCUUUGGUUUAUGAGGUUGUUAAUGUGGAGAA
Molecule: messenger RNA, 7477 nt
Organism: Corythoichthys intestinalis (scribbled pipefish)
Lineage: Eukaryota; Metazoa; Chordata; Actinopteri; Syngnathiformes; Syngnathidae
Gene: jph3a
Product: junctophilin 3a
Exons: 5
Coding region: 884-3493 (869 amino acids)
Biological process (GO): regulation of synaptic plasticity
Cellular component (GO): plasma membrane; junctional membrane complex; endoplasmic reticulum membrane
Source: RefSeq, a predicted model, not a curated record